AUAUCGGUUUCACAGCCAACCCGAAUAUCUGCAGAUGCCUGCAUCAAAGCGUCGAGAUUUUUGCUGGUUUGCUUAAGGAUAAGCUGUCUAUUUUUAGAAUCCGUAGUAGCCAUUUUACCCUGGUUUCUUUGUUUUGCUCUUCAUUUUCUUCUUCCUAGCAUAUCCAUGCGGCAUGUUAGAGAGACAGCCUACAACUCCCUCUGUCUACUUCGUCGCUAGGACUGCGAUAACAGCUGUUCUAUUGAUUUUUGCUCUUCAAUGGAAGACAUUUUUAUACAAAUAGCGAGUGUUGCCGAUACAUUUCGCAUCUGCUAUAUACCCGUAUUGCCCUCUAUGAGAAAGAGACUGUUCCAUUAUUCUUAGCUGAAGCCUGAGAUCCCACAUAACCGGGGUUUUUUCAUUGAGAUUUUCGUUCCAUAGCGCCUCGACCUCCUCUCGCCGCAGACGCCCCAGGACCUUGGAGAGCGUUUUGUGUCCGUGGCAGCAACGCGGUUUGAAAAACAACUGUUAGGCCUAUCGGUUCAUCACAAGCCGACGGAUUCAUUAGAAUUUACUAAAAGUAAAGGUCACAGGCGGUGAUUCUUUAUGGAUUAUACCAGAAGACCACAGAUCUGAAGGUGCCGUUUCUCCAGAAAGCAAAUCUUUUGGUUCUUCCCAUUUAAAAACACUUCUCCCCCCAAGAGAAGAGCUAGCCCACCAUAACUCUCCUUCAGAGGAACCAUGGGCACCGUACUGUCUCUCUCCCCCAGCUACCGCAAGGCGGCCCUGUUUGAGGAUGGCCCGGCCACUGUGGGCCACUACACGGCAGUCCAGAACAGCAAAAACUCCAAGGACACCAAGAGCCUCAAGCGCCAGUCUCUCAUCAGUGUGUUGCCAUGGAAACGCAUCGUGGCCGUUUCUGCCAAACGAAAGGGUUCAAAGAAGCUCCCGCCCGAUGACGGCCAGAAGUGCAGUGCCGAGCGUGCAGUCACCAAUGGCCAGAAACUAAAGAAGUCCCAGUCCUGCGCCAACCUGUCAAGCUUCGCCACACAGGAACCUGCUUCAGCCGCCACCAUCCCCACCUCCAGGACCGUCUCCAACGUUGCUGCCACCGCCAAGAAGAACUCGCUGACAGGCUCCAUCGGUGGUCAGGCCACCAAUGUGGGCACACCAAAGCGGGUAAUCGUUCAGGCAUCCACGAGUGAGCUCAUGCGCAGUCUGGGUGAGUUUCUCUGCCGGCGCUGUUACCGGCUGAAGCGCCUGUCACCCACCGACCCGGUACUGUGGCUGCGGAGCGUGGACCGCUCCCUACUUCUGCAGGGCUGGCAGGACCAGGGCUUCAUCACCCCAGCCAACGUGGUCUUCCUCUACAUGCUGUGCCGCGAUGUGGUCUCCUCUGAGGUGGCCAGUGAACGGGAGCUGCAGGCCUCUCUGCUCACCUGCCUCUACCUGUCCUACUCCUACAUGGGCAACGAGAUCUCCUACCCUCUCAAGCCCUUCCUGGUGGAGGCCGAGAAGGAGGCCUUUUGGGACCGCUGUCUGGAGAUCAUCAACCGGAUGAGCGGCAAGAUGCUUCAGAUCAACUCCGACCCGCAUUACUUCACCCAGGUGUUCGCGGACCUCAAGAAUGAGAGCAAGAAGGAGGAAGAGAAGACAAGGUUGUUGAUAGGCCUCGACCGAUAAGAGGAGUUUUGGGGAAGGGGGGAUGAAUGGGGGUUUAGGAUCAGGGUAGCACGACUAUAGACAGAACAGAAGCGUUGGCCGGUGUUCCAAUCUCACAUCAGUAGGAAACUGAUUUAGCAGGAGACCCAUAAUGGUCAAUUAGGAGGCGGCAGUGUCACGUAUCAUGUGAACCUGGCCAGAGUUUGGACCAUAUAAUACACUAAAUCAAUUACAGGUAAUCACAUAGAUACAAUUACUGAUAACCUUUCUGUUGAACAAAUGAUAAAACAUUGCCUUCAGGAUAUGGUGCUCUGGGCCUAGACGCCUAGAACUAACUAGUUUGACAGCAACAUCUGACAAGAUGGCAUUGAUAGUAAUUGAUUACCCCGAAUCGCCUGAAGAAAUCAUGUCAAUGAUGAAAAAUCAUAUCUAUUUGUUAAAUAUAUAUUUUAUUUGUCUAGAUUCAGAAUCAAGAGAACUACUGCAGGGCAAACAUGUGAUGCUCCUGAAUCCUUUUUUCACCUCACCAAGCAACGUCAGCAACCUCACUGACCUAGAUAUUAACAUGGCCAGUAGGAACACCAGACAACGCCACUGUAAUAAUCGACCUGUGUACUGUACAUAGUUAGGUGAAAAAAAUAAACCAUGAGUCAUCAAAACCACCAACAGUAGAGCUAAAGAGAUCAAGCAAGGCACCAAGGGGGGGGGGGGGGGAUUACCGAAGACGUCAUGAUUCCGCUACGCAUGAGGCCUCGUCACUGCGUGUCCCCUCAGCACAUCGCACAACCUUGCGUGUCUUCAUUCCAUAACGUCCUCCGCGCACAAUCAUCGAUUGCUGACACCCACCUACCUCACCAUCAACAUGAGCCUUGUCUAAGUCCACCCGCGAUACAUUGAUCCCUGCAGCGACUAUGCCUGGCUGUUACCCACUCAUCCCCAUAGACAGCAGCAGGGCUUCUUCAUCUGCUGUCUCAUUUUGCCACGGUCAACCAUUUACAGAGCAGACGGUGAUAUUCCCAUCCCUCACCAUCUGUGCCGAAGGCCACAAACCUGAUUGACGCUUCGGUAUCUGACAGACAGUACUGAGUUUAUUACCUUCCAACAGUUGUGGGAGCUGCAAGAGACUAUUAUCAUUGCACUUGAUGGGAUGUGUUCAACUGUCUGGUUUUCAUUGAGGAUCGAACAAAAUGGAUUCCCUGUUAAAGAGACACUUCACACUGAUGGUUAUUUAUCCAACGACUUGUGUUGACAUGCAUGUGUGCUUCUAUCAGUUCCUAGCAUGCUGCUUUGUGUUUGCACACACCACGGAUGAUUCCCAAUUGGCACCCUGUUCGCUAUUUAAUGGGCCCCUGUGGCCUAUUGUAAUGCAUUAUAUAGGGAGAAGGAUGCCGCUUGGGACGCCACCCACAUGAUUUCACACUGGAAGCAGUAUAUUGCCAUGCUGCCCUUUCCGUGAUUGAACCACUGACUACGGUCAUCGUUUUGACAAAAUCCCACAUUCUGCAAAGGGUGAGAGGCGGAGUCCUGUGCCAUAUCGUUCUGAAGGUUAUGUUUUCUAAAAACAACAGUCUCGGGUCAUGACACAGAACAAGAAAGACGUCUUCAUGCAAACCCCCAUACUUUUCAUUAGUUGUUAUAAUAUUAUGUAUGUUGGAGAUGACAAAGCCAGUGACUUGUGUUCUACCAAUGUAACUCAGUGGUAACAUGUAAAAAAAAAAAUAUGUAGAAAUUGUGUGUCUAUCUCCACAGACUUGGUUAUGUAGCAAUCAAUUGAAACUGCCACUGACAUUAUCAACAGUCUCAAACCUCAUGACAAAUAUGCAUGUGAAAGUUACAUUGCAGAGCUUGCAUUCAUGUUCUUCCUGUUUGAUGUGUUUUGGAUGGAUUGAGAGGUGGAUAUCUGAUAUGAAAGGGACAAUCAGAUAGAAUUAGAAGGAACAAUGUCAUGACAUGCUCUCCUGUUGUUGGGCCCACUACCAUUUCUCUUACAAUAUAAUUGUUUUGUCAACAAAAGUUUGAUGCUUUCGAAUUGAGGCAAACACGCAAAUAUUUCUCUUUUGCAUUGUUAUUUAAUGUCUAGCUCCAACCACAUUUCAAUGUGUGUAAUUAUUCUAUUUAAAACCUGAGGUAGUUACUAUAAAAUAGUUACAUCUGGAUAUUUGGAAUACUCUAUCUACAGGCCUUCAGAAAUACACUUGACCUUAUGGGCCAAAAUUGUUGUAAUAUUGUAGUGGAAAUAACAAGAAAUUACACUUAUAUGUUUGGACUUCUGAAUUGUAUAAAGAAACAGAGAUAGUCCCUGCCAGGAGCAGUUUCCACCAUUUUGAUUUCACUUACUCAGUCCAUUCGAAUCAGCAAGGACAAGUCACAAAGAACUGAGAGAAGGAUACACAUUAUUACACAGCCUGUUUGGAGUGGAACACAGCCUGUUUGGAGUGGAACACAGCCUGUUUGGAGUGGAACACAGCCUGUUUGGAGUGGAACAUAGCCUGUUUGCAAUAGACUGGGACUCUGUGGAACUCUAUAGAGGAGGGUAAUGUUUACCCCCGUUCAGCUUCCUUUUUUGACUAAGUCAUAACUAUGUGCCAUGUUUUCGCUUGCAACACAAAUCAGACAAAAAAAUGUAAAAUACAAAGUUAGUGGAAUUAUACAUUUGUUCCCCCUUUUCAUUUGUGAAUCAUAUGGUGUGCAACUUUGUUGAACAAAUCAAGGCAAAAUAGUGUUAUUAUAGUAAAGAUGAGGCAAUCUGAGACUUCUGUAUGUGGGUGUAUGGCUAUGUACAGUAUGUGAGUGAGAAGAAUUUGAUCAACUGUUACAUUUACUUUAUAUAAAAAAUAAAUUUGCAAGCAAUUUUCAAUGAA
Esox lucius (northern pike) is the source of this 4502-nucleotide messenger RNA. RefSeq names its product cyclin-dependent kinase 5 activator 1. Gene Ontology annotation, cellular component: cytoplasm; protein kinase 5 complex. Gene Ontology annotation, biological process: positive regulation of cyclin-dependent protein serine/threonine kinase activity; activation of protein kinase activity; brain development. Gene Ontology annotation, molecular function: cyclin-dependent protein serine/threonine kinase activator activity; protein kinase binding. The record is from RefSeq and is a predicted model, not a curated record. NCBI's taxonomy places the organism in Eukaryota, Metazoa, Chordata, Actinopteri, Esociformes, Esocidae. The transcript is spliced from 2 exons. The coding region runs from base 721 to 1662 and encodes 313 amino acids.